AUGAACGAACACGAAACGAUAAUAUCCUCAUACUUAUAUCCGAUUCAUGUACCGACACAUUCCCAUGAUUCAGCCAAAUCUAAGAAAAGUAGGCUCACACAUCUUACUCAUCAUCCAUACACUAAGAAAUUCGAAUAUUGGUGUGUAUUAAGGCGGAAUCAAUUCAGUUAUUAUAAAGGUGCUGAUGAAAGGGAGGCUGUUUUUGUCAUACCGAGAAAUCAUCUCUUAAAUUAUAAGAUAUUUUGGGAAAAAUUGGAAUUGAGUUUGUAUACUGUUGAUACGACUUUGACAUUCAAGUUUCCUGAUCGUAAUGUUGGUAAGAAAUGGGAUGUUGCAUGGAAGGAAUUCUUUAAGGAUAUCGUUCCGAGCAAAGUAUCAAUGGAGAGGCAGGAGGAAUGGAAUACGGGCCAAGAAAAUCUUGCUUCUAUUUCAUCAUCAUCAUCUUCUUCUGACGAUACUGUCGACACACAUAUUGAUGGAGAAGAAAGAGAAGAAAUCGAUCAGCAACGAAAAUGUUGCGUAAAAAAAAGCAAGGAAGAAUGUGAAAAAGUGACACCUGAAGAUGAUACGUUAUUUUAUAAGACAUUUGAUCCUAGGUUAAAAGAACAUAUAAUACAAAAAGGUAUAUUGAAUGUGAAGACAAAGAAGGCCGUUCGUGUUCAGGUGGCGCCUGUUAGGUUUCAUUCAAACAAGUGGAAAAGAUUCAAGGUUGAAUUAAGUAAUAGGUAUUUGAAGAUAUAUUCGGUGAAAAGUGGUAAACUAAAGAAGAAUGUUGAUUUAAAUAAUGUUAUUGAUUCUGUGGAACUUAAUAAUAAUAAUAAGGAUGAAACAAAUUAUGUAUUGGACACAUGUUUUGCUGUAAUUACAAUUAAUGAAAGAAUAAAAUUCAAGGCAAAUAAUGAAAAAGAGAUGAUCGACUGGAUUAUCUCGCUCAAGAGCGGCAUAUUAAUCAGGAAGAAAAUUAUGGAUUCAUAG
This is a messenger RNA of Naumovozyma dairenensis CBS 421, 975 nucleotides long. RefSeq names its product Opy1p (gene OPY1). Bases 1 to 975 code for a protein of 324 amino acids. The transcript has a single exon. NCBI's taxonomy places the organism in Eukaryota, Fungi, Ascomycota, Saccharomycetes, Saccharomycetales, Saccharomycetaceae. The record is from RefSeq and is a predicted model, not a curated record.